Molecule: messenger RNA, 5193 nt
Organism: Acanthoscelides obtectus
Lineage: Eukaryota; Metazoa; Arthropoda; Insecta; Coleoptera; Chrysomelidae
Source: the annotation of a GenBank genome assembly
GUUUCCCUCCACUCCCACUCUUUUUCUUUACCAUCUAUUAAGUCAAGAACAAAACAAACCAAAACAUUGAAGUUAAGGGCAAGGAGGUUAACAAAUAUUAUCAAUUUUGUAUCAGCAUUGAGCAGGAGCUUGGCUCAUGCGUUACAAGUCAAUUUUUGCGGGGGUAGAACGUUAGCUAAUUUUCAUACUUACCUAACCGCCAGUUAACUCCUUUUUAGCGAAAAUAAGUUGUACUUCUCCACAUGAUCAGAUGCAACAUUCAAAUAUUCCCGCCAAUGCUGUUUUUUUGCGUUCAAGUUGACGCUAUCCGUCAACAUCCGUCGAUCCGUCAACGUGGCAGCACUAUCGCUAUGUUUGGAACGCUUGUGGUGAAACUUUCGAUAAAACUCGUGAAAUAAGGUUGACAUUGCGCAAGUUGGUUCACAAUGGACGAAAAAAGCGACGCUCCAUGCACGACGGAGGCCCCGGCAGAAACCGAGGCCGUUGAGAGCGCGGGAAGUGCGGCCGGCGAUGCCGAUUUUUCGGCGAACAGUUGCUCAGAAUUGACAGCUACUGCGUUGGAUGCGUUAAUCUCAGAAGCUACGGCUGAGGAUCCCCCAACAUCGGAAAUCGUAAGUGGAACAGAAACUUCUGCCACAAUAGACACACUUGCUACUACCGAGACUCCAGUGACCAGCGAUACUUUGACUGUACCAACAGAAGAGUCCUCUAUUAUUUCUAUGUCUGAGGCAACAGCUUCUCCACAGGAGGGCACUGAAGAUACUUCUCAAGACAGCAUUCAACAUAACAUUGAGGAGAAUAGCCAAGAAGCACUUACCCAAAGUAUUCAAGAAAACAGUGAAGAUAAACCUGAAGAAGAUGCCCAAGAGAACUCACAGGAUAAUUUCCAGGCAAACAUUGAAGAGAAUAGUCAAGAGAACGUAGCCAACAGUGUUGUUUCUGAAGAGAAUAAGCCUGCUGAGGAGACAGGCGAUUCAAAUAAUGCUGAACAUGUUCCUGAGACACAAGAUGAUGUAAAACCGGAUGAAGAUAUGCCACUGUGCGAUUUGGAAGAGGAGCUGAAACGCUUACACGGCGGUGAAGAUGAAGCAAAAGAAGUCAAUGAAAAUGAUGUAGGUCCCAAAGAUGCACUGGAGGGUGUCGGUCUAAUAGAGAAAAAACAGCUGGAAGGAAACCAGACUAUGACAUCGGCACAGCAGAGAACGAUGGACAGAACUGCUAGUAAACCGAUUACAAGAACCUCCGAUUUGGAGGAUAUGCUAUCAGCGGACGACGUUUUGAAAGAUUAUGACGUUAUACAAAAGUCUCAAAAAGAUUUGUUGGAGAUGGACUUGCUAGUAUGCGGUAAAUGCCACGAUGUUUUCCACAUCGUCCAGGAUUUUCAACAACACAAGACGCAAAAUUGCUCGCCGUCGAAUGUCGCUAAUAUUUGCGAAACCGAAACGAAACCGCAAGUGUGGGGCUUCACGCUGUGGAAGAAUAAACAACAAAACGUUGCAAAAAAGAAAGGCGAAGUGUUACCGUCAUCUUGGGCCGUUUACCAAAAAUGGUGUCAAUUGCCAGAGAAAGAUAAAAACUCGUGGAUUGCCGCUGGGCAGACGUUGCAGUACUUCAACAAAGUGGGCACUGCUAAAGUGUCAGAAGUCCGAAAGACUAAGGAUGCCAAGGAUCCUUUGGCACUUGAUGGAUUAGAUAGUAACAAAGAGAAUUCUGUUUACGCGGCUUCAAAAACAACUGUCCAACCUACAAAGACAGUUAGGGUCAACAGAGAGAUCGCCAUUAUGCCAAAGAAUAAUGAAAAUUCCAAUAAGGCACUGAGAACCGUUAGGAGUACGGAAACUAGAGAAUAUGCAGUAGAAAAGAUUGUCGCGAAGAGGUUCAACCCAAAAAGGAAGACCUGGGAAUACCAGGUUAAAUGGGAACAUUUUCCAAGUGAAGAUAAUACUUGGGAGCCAGUUGGAAAUCUACAUCAUUGCAAGCAAAUGGUGGAAUUGUUUGAAGAGCAGCUGAAAAAACAGAAGUUGGAAAAGGCAAAGCAACAACAGCAGCAACUGAAUAUCGCAAAGAUGAAAGGGAAACAAAGUUUUACGUCACCUGGAACCUCCAAACUCGGAUCUCCUGGAAUGAGGCCACAACGUACUAGCAAGCAGAAAGCUCUAGACCAAGUGAAGCAGUGGUGCGGCAACAUUUCUGAUGAAGACGAUACAUCCCGGGGCACGAAACGUCAGCUUGAAGAUGCCGACAGCGAUGACUCGUUUGAGAAGAAAAUGAAAUGGGAUGAACUGUCCGACGACUCUGGAGACGACUUUAAACCGCAGAAGGAUACCACCAAGAAAGUUCAACAGGUCACCCCUAAGACACAGCAUCAGAUCCAGAUAAUCAAGAAUGGAGUUGGAAAAGGAACUCCUUUACCUCAGAACAUACUGAUACCCGAUGCGAAUGGCGUCGUCAGGAUUAACCAGAAACAACUACCCGCUUUAAGCACUGGCGUGUACAUAAUGUCGAAGACAGCCGGCAUUAUAAAACUGGACUCUUCAACGUCAAAAGUGGCGACCAGUGGCGGACAGACGGUGGUGAAGGUGGCGCCGAAAAUCGGUCAAACGCAGAUCAAGAUCGUGAAAAAGGAGGGACCGACGGGCGGCCAGCAGAUCAUACAGGUGCCGAUGCAGAAGGUCACACCCGGACAAAGGACACCGCAGAAAGCAGCUCUCGGCCAGAAGGUAGUUCCUACAAAGACAACGCCACCAGUAAAGGUGUACAAGCCUAUCAUCACCAAAGUGAAGCGCGUGGAGAGCGGCGGUGUCAAGUUGGGCGAAACACUGCCAGCCAAGAAACCGAACACAGAAGUGAUGAAGAAGACGCCGGAUAUGAAAAAGGCUAUAGAGGUGGCUACCAAGAUCGUUGCCAAGUCUAAGGAAGCGGAUCCUGCGAAGAAGACGACCGAACAAUCUGGUGGUGGUCUACAGGACGAAUCAGAUGAUGGGCUCGAAGAACUACCAUUCCCCGAUGAGAUCAAAAUACCAGAACCUGACAGCCCACCUGGUGAUUUUGUUCUUGAUCCAAUUACUGGUAAAAUAGCUGGAGUGGAAUACCCUCCAGCUCCCGACCCAGAACCCCUACCUGAACCCGAACCAAUGGAAGAAGAACGAGCAACCGAUACCUUGGACAAUAUUGUCAAACUGGCCGCGGCUGACAUCACCGAAGAGGACCUGAAGAGCGAAACGCCAAUGGACAUUGAAGAGCCCACCAUUCAGCAGCCGGUGGAAGAGGAACCGCACUAUGAAGAGCAAGAGAGUGAAGAGGAAGUGAGGAAGCAGCAGCAGACGCCCUUGAUUAUCAGGAGAGGGGAUGUGGUUGGGGCACCGUCACCUGGUACAGUGACGCAUCACAGGACUCUUGUGAGGACAUCAUCAGGCUCUACCAUUCGUCGUCAGUCUUCCGGUGGCCAACAAGCACAAGGCGCUUCAAUCCUGAAUCGCGCUCUAACGACAUCACCACCCAAGCAACAACGUACUAUAUUCCAAGUAGGCCCGGGAGGCACCCAACAGCGCAUCGUCCAGCAGCGCGUCGUUCAACACGUUGUACCUCGUACCACCGUGCUGAAUCCCAUCGUCAGACCUGCGGCUGGUGCUCAUCACCAGCAAACAUAUACAAGGACGAGACCGCAGGCUCCCAAACCAAGGGUGCAACAAACCCAGCAGGUGCAUAGGGUUGUGAGGUCGCAUCCGCAAAUCGUGCAGCAGUCGCAGCCGCAAAUCGUCCAGCAGUCGCCUACGCAGAAGGUUUACUAUACUACCAAGGUGGUGCAGCAACAACCGCCUACCAUGACUCGCCGCAUCGGCAGUACGACAAUCCGCAGCACUCCAUUGGUGAACAGCAGUCCAAUAGGCGGUGCUGGUGGCAAGCAACCAGUGCGGGUGGUACAGACGCCUAGUGGGCAUCGGUACGUCCAGCGGAAGGAGCCGAUGGUGGUACGCUCCACGGAGAAAAAGGUCAUGCAGCAGAAGGUGCAUCAUAAGCCUAGGACUAUUAUUAGUAUGCCGUCUUUGUCUGGCGAUGAAGAAACGAUCCCGCAACAGGAACAAAAGAACGUCGGCGGUCGCGUAGUAAGCCAACAGGAAACCGCCUUGCACCAAGCUGUCGCUUCAGCUAUGGAACAAGAAUCGCUGGAAGCAGCUGCGUUAGCUGAUGCGGAAGCGGCCGCCAAACAACAAGGAGCAGCUGAUGGCGCCGCCUCACAACAGGCGACGCUUACAGCCGGAGAGUUGGGCACUUUCACAUUGGCAGAUAGCGACAACCCGAUAUUUAUUACAGGGGAUGAUGGGACCGUGUAUCAAGUGGCUGGGCAGAAUGAGCACGGGCAGACGAUACUACUCACGCAAGGUGCGGACGGUCAACAACAGUGCCUGCUGGUCACGAACGAACUGGCCGACUCGGAUGUUGCAGCGGCUGCGGCCGCAACGACAUCUGAAGAAGACGUCCAGGCUCAGCAACAACAGCAGCUCCAACAACAGCAACAGGCGGAGCAACACGAAGAGCAGCAACAAGCGGCGGAACAGCAAGCAGAGCAGCACCAGCAACAGCAAAUGUCUAUGCCGGACGUAGGUGGUACCACGACGACGGACGUCACGGAACCGCUUUCGAUCAACACUGGGCAUGAAGGAGUCAUUGGAGAGGAUACUGCUGAAGGCGAUGCUGAUGGCAACGACCAAGUGGUCGCGCAGGUGGUCAGAACAGAACCGCCUAGUCCAGGUGGUACCCAUAAGGUGGUGGUAAUGUUGCCAGAUGGCAACCUAAUGAUGACACAAGUUUCUCCUGAAGAAUAUGCUUCACUUGAGCUGGAGUGAAGCUGCACAAAUUUAUUUGGAUAAUAUAUCACUUUGUAUGCAGUACCUACAGUUUUGAAAUUUCACGUAAAUUAUUUUUUUCUGCAUGUCAUAUUCAUUUUAGGUUGAGAGAAGAACAUUGGCAUUUACAGUACCAUAAUUAGAGUUUAGAAUUUUUUAAGGAUGGUUAGACUUCUGGGUUAUACCUUCAUAGCUACAUACCUGUUAAAAAUAAAAUCGUAGUUUUUUAUUUAUAAAGACUACAAGAGUUUGUAUUAUAUACUAUAUUGAGUUGUAAAUAAUUGUAUUUAUCUAUGUAUGUUCUAGGUAAAUCAUUGCUAAACGAAUAAAUUUUUUAAAUAUCAAA